Molecule: messenger RNA, 882 nt
Organism: Camponotus floridanus (Florida carpenter ant)
Lineage: Eukaryota; Metazoa; Arthropoda; Insecta; Hymenoptera; Formicidae
Product: ejaculatory bulb-specific protein 3
Exons: 3
Coding region: 429-809 (126 amino acids)
Source: RefSeq, a predicted model, not a curated record
UUGAAAUUGUAAAAAUCAUGAAGAAAGAGUGUAAAUGUAUGUAUCGAAUGAUUCUGAAAAUAUUUAAAUCGCAUAUUAUCACGUUUCAAAAGAUUUUAUACGUGACAUGAUGAAUAAAUUGAUUCCGCAUUUUAUUGCAGAUUGUGCACAAUUCUGCAUAAAUAUUAUAUAUUUACAGGUUGUAUAGGUAAAAUUUCACGUUCGUACGCUACUCAUUAAAGAUACAAACUCAGAAUAAUAAUAACAAGCACAAUAAACAUUUGAUGAGUGUCUCUCUUUUUUUUCGCCCAACACAUUCAUAUACGCUGAUUUUAGCAUAUCUUAUUCUUGUGAAAUUUGUGCCUUUACGUGAGGACUUUGAUCAAGUACGUAAAAUUUAGAGAAAUCUUCUUAGUAUAGAUUGCUACGAGGAAAGAAUAAGAAAAAAGAUGAAACUCGCAUUUCUAUUAUUGCUGUCCAGUUUCGUGUUCUUUGGACUCGUUUCAGGGACGGAAAAUUAUACGGAUAUAUAUGACAAUGUAGACAUAGAUGCAGUUCUUAAUAGUGAUCGUCUUUUAAAUCAAUAUUUGGAUUGCAUUCUCGAAAAAGGUUCCUGUACGGCCGAUGCACGCAGUCUUAAACGUAUACUUCCAGAAGCAGUAGCUACAAUUUGCGAAAAGUGCAAUUUAAAACAAAGACAAGGAGCAAGAAAAAUAGGCAAUCAUUUGAAAAAAUAUAAACCAGAGCUCUGGACGAGAUUUCUUGAAAAAUAUGACCCAAACAAAGAGUAUGUUGCAAAUUUCGAACAAUUUCUAGCACAAGUAGAAUAAUUUGUUAGUUUUCAUUUAUAUAUUACAUAUGAAUAAUUUAGUUUCUCUAUCGGUCAAUCAAUAUCAUUUAUUU